Caretta caretta (loggerhead turtle) is the source of this 2443-nucleotide messenger RNA. The record is from RefSeq and is a predicted model, not a curated record. Lineage: Eukaryota; Metazoa; Chordata; Testudines; Cheloniidae.
GGCGCGGCGCGAACCCCUGGAGGGCCGGUCCUCGUGCAGGCCGGUGAUGAACGGUUAAGCCGACCCCUUCCUGCGUCUCCCUGCUUGCCGGCCGGCGAGAGGGUUCCGAGGCGGAGUUCGCUUUCCUCGCGCCCAUCCCGGCUCCCGGAGCAGCCGGGGGAAAUGCCCGAAGCCACCCGGCUCGAAGCCAGCAGCGGGGACGAGGCCGAGAGCCCCAUGGAGAGCGGGCCCGCCCCGGAGAGCAGCCGCAGGAGGAGGCACAAGAAAGAUAAAAAAGAGAGAGAGUCUAAACACCAUGAUAAAUCCAAGAAGAGGAAAUCCCGAACAGAGGAAAAUGGGCUGUCUGAAGAUGACCUUGAACCUCCCAAACUCAAAAAGAUGAAGGAGAGAGAGAGAGCAAAUGGAGAUACUGGGGAAAGAAGCCCAGAGCACAAGAAGAAAUCUUCCUCCCUAAGUAAUGGAGUCACCCCCACAAAAACACAGUGUAAUUUCAGUGAAGCAUCAAGUGGAGAGUGUGACAGCGAACCAGAGCAGGAACUGACUGCAGAGCAGAAGGAAGGUGCUUUCUCCAAUUUUUGUAUUUCCAAAGAAACUAUUGAGCUUCUUCGAGCUCGAGGUGUAACGUACCUGUUUCCUGUGCAAGUAAAAACCUUCAAGCACAUAUAUGAUGGCAAAGAUGUUGUAGCUCAAGCUCGAACUGGAACGGGGAAAACGUUCUCUUUUGCCAUUCCCUUGAUUGAAAAGCUUCAGGGAGAAAUGCAGGCGAGGAAGAGAGGCCGCACGCCAAAGGUGUUAGUUCUUACUCCAACUAGAGAGUUGGCAAACCAGGUAGCCAAAGACUUCAAGGACAUCACAAAGACACUCUCAGUGGCUUGUUUUUAUGGAGGAACGGCAUACAAUGGACAAAUUGAUCUAAUUCGAAGUGGCAUUGACAUCUUGGUUGGGACCCCAGGUCGAAUCAAAGACCACCUUCAGAAUGGCAAGCUGGAUCUUUCCAAACUCAAGCAUGUUGUCCUGGAUGAAGUUGACCAGAUGUUGGACAUGGGCUUUGCUGAACAAGUGGAGGACAUUUUACGAGUUGCGUACAAGAAGGGUGAUCUGCUAUCCUUGACUCUGGGAGCCAGCCUUACCCUGCUCUGCUGUGAGAAUCCCCAGUCCUGGGCUGUUCACGCACAGCCUCUAGCCUAUUCUGAAGACAAUCCCCAGACAUUGUUGUUUUCUGCAACUUGCCCACAUUGGGUAUAUGAUGUGGCUAAGAAAUACAUGAAAUCCAGAUACGAACAGGUUGACCUCAUCGGGAAGAGGACUCAAAAAGCUGCUGUGACUGUAGAACAUUUGGCUAUAGAGUGUCACUGGUCUCAAAGGGCAGCAGUUAUUGGCGAUGUCAUUCAGGUUUACAGUGGCAGUCAUGGACGGACCAUAGUCUUUUGUGAGACCAAAAAGGAGGCAAAUGAACUGGCCCUGAAUGCUUCUAUUAAACAGGAUUGCCAGUCGCUGCAUGGUGACAUUCCUCAGAAACAAAGGGAGAUAACAUUGAAAGGUUUUAGAAAUGGUGUGUUUAAAGUUCUGGUUGCAACUAAUGUAGCUGCCCGUGGUUUAGAUAUCCCUGAAGUUGACCUGGUUGUACAAAGUUCACCACCAAAGGAUGUGGAGUCAUAUAUUCAUCGUUCUGGGCGCACAGGCCGAGCUGGACGGACUGGGAUGUGUAUCUGUUUUUAUCAGCGAAAGGAAGAAAGUCAGCUAAGACAUGUGGAACAAAAAGCAGGAAUUACAUUUAAGCGUGUAGGUGUUCCUACUGCAACAGAUAUAAUAAAGGCUUCCAGCAAAGAUGCCAUCAGGUGUUUGGAUUCUGUUCCUCAAACUGCCAUUGACUAUUUCAAAGAGUCAGCUCAGUGGCUAAUAGAGGAAAAGGGGGCAGUUGAAGCUCUGGCUGCAGCACUAGCCCAUAUUUCUGGGGCUACUUCCAUUGAACAGCGUUCCUUGCUCAACUCAGAUGUGGGAUUUGUAACAAUGACAUUGCAAUGCUCAGAAGAGAUAGACAACAUAAGCUAUGCCUGGCGAGGGCUAAGAGAACACCUGGGUGAUGAAAUUGAUAGGAAAGUGAACAGAAUGUGUUUUCUCAAGGGAAAAAUGGGGGUGUGUUUUGAUAUUCCUGCAGUGAAUCUUAGACAAAUACAGGGAAAAUGGCAGGAUUCAAAACACUGGCAUCUGACUGUGGCAACUCAAUUACCCGAGUUAGCAGAAACCCAGCGAGAAGGAGGCAGAGGCUUCUACGACUCCAGGAAUGGGAGGCGAGGUGGCAGCUUUAAUAGAAACAGAUUCAGAAAUAGAGGCCAGAAACGAAGUUUUGACUGAGCAUUUGAUCGCUAGCUCUAACAAUAAAAUUUGCAGAAAUGAGACUAAAAUAUUUUUAUCCACAUUAAAAAAAGUCAUGUUCGUUCUA